CUGAACUGUGGUUCAGGUGCUAGCUGUUUUAUGCACCUAAGUGAACUUGUAUUGUUUAAUCUGGUACCAAGUGGUGAAUCAAUUGGUCAUCAGUUGGCUUGAUUCGUCUAGAGCACAUAAAUGGCUCACUAUACAGAUCGAAAUGGUGCAAGGGAGCUUGGAUUCAAAAAAGUUUGACCUGAGGGAUACUCACAACAUCGACAAUAAAAUCCUGGGCUUUUGUAUGAGUAGAGAGCUUUCAUUUUCUCGUUGGUGUGAUGAAGAUUCAAGGGUCCAUUUGGAUCAACAAUUAAGUAAUGCAGAUGCUAGCCGAGAGGAAGCCAGAGAUUCUGAUUUUGAAUUGCCUUUUAUUGACACAGAUCAGCUGCAAAUAAGGUAUCAGCAUAAGGGUAUGCAUAUGAAUGGUGUUGGCACCAUGGGUGAUGAUACUGUUUAUCUGAAUGGUAAUGGAUCUGAGAAGUAUGUUCCUUUAGACAUUGAAAAUGGGGCUGCAAGGCAAAAAGUUGGUGACUCUACCGUUUCUCUAGCUAGGCAUGGAUCAUUGAGAGGAAGCUCAGCAAAUCUUGUUUCUGCUGCAGAUAUUCUAAAGACAUUGUUUUUCAUACUUUUAUGGUACACUUUCAGCCUCUUUUUGACCCUGUACAAUAAAAGUCUGUUAGGUGACACUAUGGGAAAGUUUCCAGCUCCUUUCCUGAUGAAUACUAUCCACUUUGCAAUGCAAGCUGUGUUUUCAAACUUUAUCACUUGGUUUUGGUCUCAUAGAUUCCAAACUAGUGUUUCUAUGUCUUGGAGGGAUUACUUAUGGCGAGUUGUACCAACUGCUCUAGGGACAGCAUUGGAUAUUAACUUGAGCAAUGCUUCUCUUGUUUUCAUCUCUGUCACUUUUGCUACAAUGUGUAAAUCUGCUGCUCCAAUUUUUCUCCUUCUAUUUGCUUUUGGUUUCAGGUUGGAGACUCCAAGCUUUAAACUGUCAGGCAUCAUCUUAGUUAUCUCCAUUGGUAUAUUACUAACAGUUGCAAAAGAGACAGAAUUUGAAUUUUGGGGAUUUGUACUUGUUAUGCUUGCUGCUGUUAUGUCUGGGUUCCGUUGGUGCAUGACUCAGAUCCUUCUGCAGAAAGAAGCCUAUGGGAUAAAAAAUCCGCUUACCUUGAUGAGCUAUGUAACCCCAGUAAUGGCAGGGGCAACUGCUCUUCUCUCUCUUGCAUUGGAUCCAUGGGGGGAAUUCAGGCAAAAUGAAUAUUUUAAUAGUCCAUGGCAUAUUACUCAGAGUUGUUUACUGAUGCUUUUAGGUGGCGCACUUGCUUUUCUUAUGGUAUUAACAGAGUAUGUUCUUGUCUCAGUAACUAGUGCGGUCACAGUUACAAUAGCUGGGGUUGUAAAGGAGGCUGUCACCAUAUUGGUUGCUGUCCUGUACUUUCAUGAUCAAUUUACUUGGUUGAAAGGACUUGGUCUCUUCACUAUCAUUGUUGGUGUUAGUUUAUUCAAUUGGUACAAAUACUGGAAGCUUCAGAAGGGUGAAGCAGGUGAAGAGCAUGUGGGUGGGACCUUCAAAACAGAUUCGGCUACAAAGUAUGUUAUCCUUGAUGAGAUGGAUGAGCAAGAAGAGAGUUCCUGAUUUAUGAAGUCAUUGUUAAAAACCAUCGUUCAAAACAGUCCCUUGUGUAUAUUUUGAAGCUGAUUGGGUGGAGAGAAGAGAGAACCAAUUUCCCACAUAUAAUAAACAAUAUUUUGUCUUUUAUUUUGCUUCAUUCAUUUGACAUUCUCUCUGAGAUAAUUCCAUAGAGGCUGUUGUAUAUUACAGAACAAUAACUUGCUAUUGUGUUAUAAUCUUGAAAUUUUGGUUGGACUGUGCAUAAGUUAUUUUAAAUGCCGGAUGAAUACUUACAGAUU
Molecule: messenger RNA, 1890 nt
Organism: Neltuma alba
Lineage: Eukaryota; Viridiplantae; Streptophyta; Magnoliopsida; Fabales; Fabaceae
Product: probable sugar phosphate/phosphate translocator At1g06470
Exons: 12
Coding region: 143-1615 (490 amino acids)
Source: RefSeq, a predicted model, not a curated record